Molecule: messenger RNA, 915 nt
Organism: Mesocricetus auratus (golden hamster)
Lineage: Eukaryota; Metazoa; Chordata; Mammalia; Rodentia; Cricetidae
Product: putative vomeronasal receptor-like protein 4
Exons: 1
Coding region: 1-915 (304 amino acids)
Biological process (GO): G protein-coupled receptor signaling pathway
Cellular component (GO): membrane
Molecular function (GO): pheromone receptor activity
Source: RefSeq, a predicted model, not a curated record
AUGUUCUCAUUAAAGAAUGUCCUUUAUUUCCAAAUUGGACUUGGAGUCCUGGCCAAUACGUUUCUCCUUUUUUUCUACAUUUUCAUAAUCCUAGUUCAUAGACCUAAGCUCAUGGACCUGAUCUCCUGUCAACUGCCCUUCAUCCACAUAGUGCUGAUCCUCACUGGAGGGGAUAUUGGGCUUACAGAUGUAUUUGAGUCACUGAACUUUGAGAAUGACUUCAGGUGUAAGGCAACUUUUUACAUACACAGAGUGAUGAGAGGCCUCUCCAUCUGCAUCACCUGCCUCCUGAGUGUGUUUCAGGCUGUCACUAUCAGUCCAAGUACCUCUUUGCUGGCAAAAUUUAAACAUAAACUGAAAAGAUACAUGAUCUAUGCUUUCUUCUACAUGUGGUUUCUCAACUUGUCAUUCAGUAGCAACCGGAUCUUCUAUGUUGGGGCUUUUACCAAUGCCAGUGAGACCAACCAGAUGAAGGUCACCAAAUACUGCUCACUCUUCCCCAUGAACUACAUCAUCAGGGCACUGAAUUUAACAGUGACAACCUCCAGAGAUGUAUUUCUUGUAGGAGUUAUGCUGACCACAAGUGCAUACAUGGUGAUUAGCUUGUUCAGACAUCACAGGCAAUGCAAGCAUCUUCACAGCCUUAGCUACCUGAGGGUGUCCCCUGAGAAAAGGGCCACGCAGACCAUCUUGCUGCUGGUGGUCGUCUUUGUGAUCACUUACUGGGUGGACUUCAUUAUCUCAUCCACCGCAGUCCUGUUGUGGAUGUACCAUCCAGUCAUCCUGACUGUUCAGACGUUUGUGGUGAAUGCGUAUCCCACAAUUACUCCUUUGGUACAAAUCAGUUCUGAUAACAGAAUAAUCAAUAUGCUGAGAAACUUGCAGUCAAAGUGCAAUCAGAUUUUUAAACAAUGA